AUGAAAUAUUUCUCAAAAUUAGUUAGUCUUUAUAUACAAAAUCAAAAAAUUAUAAAUGCAAUUGUAAAAUGUUUGUGUUCAAAAUAUUAUGUUAAAAUGUUCGAACGAAUAGGAAGUGACGAAUUUCUCUUAAUAUCAUGUCCAAUGUACUGGAUCGGUUACACAGGUUCAGAUAAAGAAGAGACAGCUAAUAUAUUAUUAAAUGCGCUAUUACCAUCUUCAAUUCGUUUAUUACAAUUAAAACCUUCAAAACAUGUUACUCAUUUACUUGAUUUAUUAAAUCAUAGUUUUGCAUUAUGUAGUUCAACAAUAUUUACAAAUAAUAAUCUACUAGUUCCAAUAACAUAUACUUUAUUGUCGAUAAUAAGUGAUCAAUCAAUUUCCGAAGAAAGUCAAUCGAUGAUUAAAAGCAUUCUUCGCCUUUUGUUAACUUUGAUUAAUAAUAAUCAAAUGAUUUUCCAAUGUGUUCAACAACGUCAAGAAUUGUUUCAGAAUUUAAUUGGUUUAGAAGACGAAGCUUAUAUAAUAUUAGUGUCAAUAAUGAAUGAUUCAGAAAUUAAAUCUAUGAUCAACAGUAACGAAACUUUUGCUCUGUGCGUGCAAAAAUAUAUUGAACAACAGAACGAUACAAAUCAUUUCUUAACAGCAAGAUUAAAAUUUAUACUAGCAUCACCAGUAAAUGCAGAAGAAACAACAGUUCCACGUAUACCUCCUACUACACUUUCAUUUCAAUCGAUCUUUACAUCAAAUGAAAAUGAAAAUAAAGAAGGAAUAACGUUAAUGUGGUAUGAUAAGAACAUCGGUAUACGUGAUGAUACAAAAAAAACUAUUGAGUUACUUCAAAAAGUUAACGAUUAUGUUUUAAUUUGUUCAAAUCGUCAAACAUGUAUUGAAUAUAUUGAUCAAAUUAAAACAGAAAAAGUUUUUCUUAUUCUAUCUGGUAUAACUGCACAAGAUAUUCUUGAUGAAAUACAUGAUCAUCAACAAAUUGAUUCAAUUUAUAUUUUUUGUAUGGAACCUGAAAAGUAUGAAAUAUAUUUAAAUAAUAAUAUUUAUUCUAAAGUUAAUGGAAUUUAUACAAAAUAUGAACCAUUAUUAACUGCUUUACAAGAAAAUAUUCGUUAUUCAAUGAAACAAUCUGAAGCAAUUAGUUUAUUUGAUCAAGAUGAACGUUCGAUGCGAAAUUUAAAUGAAGAAAUCCAUACAUUUAAAUAUUUUCGUGUAUUCAAACAAGUUCUCUUAAAAACAGAAUAUAACAAUGAUAAAGCAAAAAAUGAUAUGAUCGAAAUAUGUCGAAAUUAUUAUCGAAAAAAUAAAAAAGAAUUAUCAGAUAUUGAUAAAUUUGAACAAACAUAUAAAUCAGAAGAUGCUAUUCGUUGGUAUACAAAACAAACAUUUGUUUAUCGAUUAGUUAACAAAGCAUUGCGAACAGAAGAUUAUGAAGCUAUGAUAAUACUUCGAUUUUUUAUUGUUAAUUUAUCUGAAAAUCUUCAACGAGAAUAUGAGGAUUACAAAAAAAAACAAAAUAAACAUUCACGUGUUCUUAUAUUAUAUCGUGGAUUAAAAUUACCUUUUGCAGAAGUCUAUUCACUUAAGCAUAACAUUGGUAAAACUAUUGCAACUAAUGGAUUUCUAUCCACUACCAGAUCAAAAGAUGUUGCUUAUAAAUUUGCUAAAAAAGGUAUAAAACGCACCGAUGUUGAAACAGUUAUCCUCGAGAUUGAAACUGAUUUUAAAAAAUUAACAAUACCAUGCAUUGAUAUUGCUCAAUAUAGUGUUUUUCCAAACGAACAAGAAAUUCUUUUCGAUCUAGGUGCAUCGUUUAUUAUAAAAUCGGCGGAUUAUGAUACUGAUCAAAAGAUAUGGCUUGUUAAAUUAUCAGCUGUGUCAGAAGAAACACCGAGCAAGUAUACACAAGUAUUACUUGAGGAAUACAAGUCAGAAACAGAUAUGAACAUAUUACUUGGUAAACUACUCUAUAAAAUGGAAAAAUAUGGGAUUUGUCGAAGGGUUUUUGAAAAGCUAUUAAAUUUCUAUGGAAGUGAAGAAUAUGAAAAAUUAGCUACAAUUUAUAAUUUUAUUGGAGAAUCAUAUGCAUACGAAAAUGAUUAUGAUAAAGCUAUUGUUAAUUAUAAAAAAGCUUAUAAUUAUUACAUAAAAUUAAGACAAUUUCAAGAUGCUGCCAUAGUAACAAACUACAUUGGUGCUGCAUAUUUUAAUAAAAAUGACAAAGAAAAUGCGCGAUUUUAUUGUACUAAAUCACAGGAUAUGUGGAAGGAAUUGCCAACCUACACAUCAGAAUAUAUUCAUUGUGAAAUUGGUUAUAUGCUGAAUUUAUGUGGUUGUUUAGAAGAUGAUAAUCAAAUUGCAUGUGAUUAUUUUUUGAAAGCUUUAAAGAUAUACGAGAAUCCAUCUAAAAUGUGCAAUCAUAUUCAACAUGAUCAUCGGAUUGCAGAAAUCUGUGAAAAUUUAGCAUAUCGAUAUAAUCAAGACAAUGAUAAUGAUAAAGCAUUAGAAUAUAUUAUGAAAAGUGUGAAUAUACGAAAAACAAAUAUUUCAUCGCUGCAAAAACGUAAAAACUAUAUAUCAUGCUUAGAAAUACUAAGACAAAUCUGUGGAAAAAUUCAUACAAAUAUUUGGUCAGAAUAUGCGGAUCAAUUUCGGAAAUUAUCCGAUACCGAAGAUAUUGACCUACUUUCUCGGUACAAACAAGCACUUGAUACGCCAGACAAUAUACGAAGAUCACAUUUUAAACACAACUAUAAUAUUAGUGAAUCAAGUAAGUUUUUAGAAUAUUCAUUAAAAACAUUGACAUUCAUGUCAAACACAAAUCACACAAAUUACGAGAACAUUAUUCAAGCACAUAUUGAUAUUGCACACGCUUAUGCAAAUACAAAAGAUUGUCACUGGUCACGUCAACAUUGUGAAAAAGCUUUAGAAAUAUAUCAAACAAAUGCCCUUAAUAAUCCAAAACUUAUGUCAACAGUUUUUGAGUUGUUGUCCAAUACAUACUUGCAUAACAAUAAUUUUGACGAGGCAUUUAAUUUGCGAAUGAACGCAUUAACCACUGAUGACACUACACAUCAUUUAGCGCCAAGAGAAAAAGAAGCACAAUGUUAUUUCGAUCUUGGUUACGAACUUUUAGGUACGAAUCCUGAUAAAGCACUUGAAUUUACCAAUAAAUCAUUAGAAAUUCGACUAGAAAUUUUACCAGAAGAUCAUGUUGCAAUCGGCUUUUGUUAUCAAGAUAUUGGUACUGCUUACGAAAACAAAUCUAUGUUUGAUGAAGCAAUAAAGCAUUACAAAGAGGCAAU
Molecule: messenger RNA, 3314 nt
Organism: Rotaria sordida
Lineage: Eukaryota; Metazoa; Rotifera; Eurotatoria; Philodinida; Philodinidae
Source: the annotation of a GenBank genome assembly